This is a messenger RNA of Molossus molossus (Pallas's mastiff bat), 1135 nucleotides long. RefSeq names its product L-lactate dehydrogenase A chain-like. The record is from RefSeq and is a predicted model, not a curated record. Gene Ontology annotation, cellular component: cytoplasm. The transcript is spliced from 2 exons. Gene Ontology annotation, biological process: carboxylic acid metabolic process. NCBI's taxonomy places the organism in Eukaryota, Metazoa, Chordata, Mammalia, Chiroptera, Molossidae. Bases 21 to 869 code for a protein of 282 amino acids. Gene Ontology annotation, molecular function: L-lactate dehydrogenase (NAD+) activity.
UCUCGAUUCCGAAGUCCAGUAUGGCAACGCUCAAGGAUCAGCUGAUUGUGAAUCUUCUUAAGGAAGAACAAAAACCCCAGAAUAAGAUCACAGUUGUUGGGGUUGGUGCUGUUGGCAUGGCUUGUGCCAUCAGUAUCUUAAUGAAGGACUUGGCAGAUGAACUUGCUCUCGUUGAUGUCAUGGAAGACAAAUUAAAGAGAGAGAUGAUGGAUCUCCAACAUGGCAGCCUUUUCCUUAAAACACCAAAAAUUGUCUCUGGCAAAGACUAUGGUGUGACUGCGAACUCCAAGCUGGUGAUUAUCACAGCUGGGGCACGUCAACAAGAGGGAGAAAGCCGUCUCAAUUUGGUCCAGCGUAACGUGAACAUCUUUAAAUUCAUCAUUCCUAAUAUUGUCAAAUAUAGUCCCAACUGCAAACUGCUCAUUGUUUCCAAUCCAGUGGGUAUCUUGACCUACGUGGCUUGGAAGAUAAGCGGCUUUCCCAAAAACCGUGUUAUUGGAAGUGGUUGCAAUCUGGAUUCAGCCCGGUUCCGUUACCUAAUGUGGGAGAGGCUGGGAGUUCACCCAUUAAGCUGUCAUGGGUGGGUCCUUGGGGAGCAUGGAGACUCUAGUGUGCCUGUAUGGAGUGGAGUGAAUGUUGCUGGUGUCUCCCUAAAGACCCUGCACCCUGAAUUAGGCACUGAUGCAGAUAAGGAGCAAUGGAAACAAGUUCACAAACAGGUGGUUGGCAACUGCAGACACACUUUGGGGGAUCCAGAAAGAGCUGCAAUUUUAAAGUCUUCUCGUGUCAUACCCCCUCACUGUCUAGGCUACCACAGGAUUUUAGUUGGAGAUUCUGCAUAUUGUCCUUUUUAUCUGAUUUGUGACUAAAAACAUCAGUUUCCUAAAGAUAGAAAUAGUAAUGGUUCAUGAAACCCUGCAGCUAUGUCCUAGUGCUGGAUGGUGCUCACCUUGUGCAGUCCUAAACAGGCUAGUGUGAAAUAGUUCCACCUCCUCAAAGGCACCACUGCCAGUGUUGCACACACUACAGCUGCCCUUCAAACUAGAUGUGUGUGCACUGUGUUAUAUAACUUCUGGUUCCUUUACCCAACAUGCCUAGUCCAACUUUUCUUUUUCUCCAGUCAAUUUCAUCCUGG